AUGACUAGCCAACAGACCGUUAAUGAAAAUAAAUCGAAAGUAGUGCAAGUUCCUUUGAACUUGCCAUUCGAUAAUAAUAGUUCACCUGACUCGAACGUUAUUGAAAUACAAGAAAUGCAUGUUCAUAAACCCAAAUAUUCUCGUGAAACCUUGCUACCGAAAAUUGCACAAAAUGGUAAACCUGUAUUCCUUAGUAACAUUUUCUCUUUAAAAGAAAAUAAAGAGAAACAAGUUGAAGCUGAGCCUACUAACAUCGAAUCUAAAGAUAUCUAA
This is a messenger RNA of Funneliformis geosporum, 273 nucleotides long. NCBI's taxonomy places the organism in Eukaryota, Fungi, Glomeromycota, Glomeromycetes, Glomerales, Glomeraceae. The record is from the annotation of a GenBank genome assembly.